AUGGGCUCUCAAUAUGCCGCUCCCUUAGGCGAUGUUCGAAAUAUCCAGACCAAUGAUAGUGCAGAAAAUGCCCUUAAACAAGAUGCGACUAAUGAAAUUCAUAGAUCCCUAAACAAUGCGUCAUCAGUGUCAGUGGCCAGGGACCAACAUCAAUCUCUAGAAGAAAAAUCCCUUGCCCCGGCUAAACCUUGCGUCCUAUCCUGCCAAAUGAACAAUACCUCAAAACCUCAUACCGCGACCUCGACCUCGAUGCCGCACAACCCGGCACUCGAGUGUGUUAUCCCCCGCGAUAGCUCACGAGGGUCAGCACCUCCUCCCCCACUACCACCACAUCCCUUGGGGAUUGUUGGCUGGGUUGCUCGCCAGGAAAAUGUCGGACCUACAACCCAUUCGCCCCUGGCAGAGGUUGGGUUUGCAAGCUUUGCACCUAGUCCUACAUUUCCCAAGGCCAGCAGUACUGGGUUUCCUGGGCUGGCCUCGAUGCAGACAUAUUCCCCGGCUGGCGUGAUCAGCUCCUUUGGAAACAUAGAAGGAUGUGCAGGGAUAAUAGCUCGUCCAACACAUAUGCUAUCGGGGUGCCCUUGCCCCCAAUCUCAGACAUCUCAAGACCACAACGCCGUUCUUGGGAUGUCCGGGAGCAGCAGCGUUGAUGGCGGCCGCCAUAAUGACUCUGAAUCCAGGGGAAGGCUGGAAUCUGACCUUGCUGAUGACGUGCUGGCUGCCGCUGCGGCAGCAGCUGUCGAGGAGCCCCAGCCUCAGAACCUAAAAUUUGGGGACUUGGAUGUUGACUCUAUUGAUCUCAACGCGGCUGUCUUUUACUUUUGGUGUUCUAUCCGUCGUGGCCAGCCUGCUCCCGCAUUUCAGCUAUGA
Blastomyces gilchristii SLH14081 is the source of this 870-nucleotide messenger RNA. RefSeq lists its product as uncharacterized. NCBI's taxonomy places the organism in Eukaryota, Fungi, Ascomycota, Eurotiomycetes, Onygenales, Ajellomycetaceae. Bases 1 to 870 code for a protein of 289 amino acids. The record is from RefSeq and is a predicted model, not a curated record. The transcript has a single exon.